Messenger RNA from Boeremia exigua, 946 nucleotides. RefSeq lists its product as uncharacterized. The coding region runs from base 443 to 946 and encodes 167 amino acids. NCBI's taxonomy places the organism in Eukaryota, Fungi, Ascomycota, Dothideomycetes, Pleosporales, Didymellaceae. The transcript has a single exon. The record is from RefSeq and is a predicted model, not a curated record.
GCCAUUUCUCUUAUAGCUCAGAAAUGAAUUCAUACACUCGUUCCAAUAUGCUCUCACCGUUGUCACGUUGAAUCGAUAUCGGCACCAGUCAAUUCCAAAACAGGAAGUGGAACUAGAUAUCCAGAGAUCACGCAAAAGCUGAGCUGAUGCACUCCACAACGCUAAAAAAGGAUGCCCUACGUAAUAGAAGCGUCCACGAUAUGUGUAAUGAGAGAGUAGGGGCCGUGUGCAUUGAAAGAGCAAGCUGCGUUUGAAGUGAGAGAGCGAGCUCCGAUUGUAAUGAGAAAGCAGGCUCCGUUUGCAAUGGGAACAGGCUCCACUUGGAGUGAAGGAGCACUCUCAGUCUCGCUGUGCUUUUAAACCCGUUCUUCACUCCAUUGCUUCUAAACUACCAGAUCCUUCACUCCAAUACUUCCACACCAAUAUCUCCAGCUCAAUCGCCAUGUCCGGCAGCGAAGUCACCCACCAGCUGAAGAACGGCAUGAUCUACGUCCUUCUGAACCUGCGCGGCGCCCUCCCCGGCUUUCACUGGUCCCUCUUCGUCCCCACCAGCAAGCCGCUGGGCCAAGUGUGGCACGCCACUAACCGGUCCGGCGGCUGGUGGAUGGAGACCAAGUCCACCAGCAAGAUCCCCGGCUCUGUCAGCCUGUGCGUCGCGCUCGAGUUGGCUCCCUGCGCGCCUCAGGACUGGGACAAGCUGUGCACCACUCUGGGUAGUGUUGCUUGCGGCGAGGCGAACUCGGGUGAGCCGUUCAACUGCGUCAUGUGGGUCAAGGACGCUAUCAUUGCGCUCCACGACGCCGGUGUGAUUCGGCUGAAGAACGGUGUCGAGACCAUCAAGGACAUUGGCGAGAUGGCGGUCGAGGAGGGUGAGGAACACCGUGAUCCUAUCGAGCAGGGCACUGGUGGCGCGAAAGUCAUCGCGGACACGGGAUUUACGGUUUGA